Molecule: messenger RNA, 857 nt
Organism: Suillus subalutaceus
Lineage: Eukaryota; Fungi; Basidiomycota; Agaricomycetes; Boletales; Suillaceae
Exons: 6
Source: RefSeq, a predicted model, not a curated record
UCUGCGAGCAAAUGGAAGGCAAAGAGUUCGCAGGCUUGCAUAUCAACCGAACAGUGCUCUUCUGGUUGUAUUCCAUUGCAUUCGCUUUACAGUCACACCACCCGGCCUAGCAGCAUGCUGCCACAGACUUCAACCACAGAUCAAAUACGGUGGGUCUACUUUAUGCUAGGCUGCGCGAUUCUCCUCCCUUGGAAUGUAUUGAUUACCACCACCUUGUUAUUCUUGUCCCGCUUGGUCAAAUCACCAUUGCGGACAACCUUUGCCUCAUACAUGACCACGACUUCCAGCGUAUGCAAUGUAUUUGCACUGGCCCAUGCCACGGCAACUUCGAAACAGUCGUCACCCUCUCGACGAGUUUUCUGGUCUGCCGCAUCAGUCACACAGCACUCAUUAUCGUUCUCCUGUUCAUCGGCAGCCGAUCAAGAACAUGUUUAGAACACGAUUUGAAUCUAGAAAGGGAAUCCUGUCCCCCCUUCUAGAUAUCAAUUUAGCACUGGGUCAGUUUGACGUGCGGACUUGCAAAAGACUGACAUUUGACAGCGGCACGUCGGCAUGAGACGUUUAGAACUAGAAUAGCGUUCUAAAUGCUGCGGGAAGUCAUCCACUAUCAUCAUUUCAUUGUACAGCACACCCUGGGUUGAUCCGGCUGCUACAUUUUAUAACCUCGAAGAACAUCACGUGCUCGAUUUUAUGAUCCUGGAGGCUGGUAAUAACAACGUGUAUAGCUCUUUUUGGCGGUGACAUUUAGGCAGUGCUUCGCCAGACUUGCGAAUUCUUGCAAAACUGUGGAAUACCCUGCAUUUCUUGAGCCCAUUUCGGCUGCUUCAAUCAACACGCACCACACAACAUGCUCCUAC